AUGACAACCUGCGCACAAGCCAUUAAAGCGUGGGAAGCUAAGAAUGCGACUACGGCAGAAGAAUCGAGUGUGAUCAAGUUGUAUUGCCAAAUGCCCCCAAUUGUAAAGCUGGAUAACUCGCUUAAUAGUCUUAAAAAUUGCGAGCAAUUGUCGCUGUCAACGAACGCAAUUGACCGUUUGAUUCCUUUAUCAGGCAUGAAAAAACUACGAAUCUUGUCAUUAGGUCGGAAUCAAAUCAAAAAGAUUGAGAAACUAGACGAUAAUGUCGAUACAUUAGAAGAACUUUGGCUAUCGUACAACGUCAUUGCGACACUCGAUGGACUUUCAGGACUUUCGAAUCUCACGACGCUUUUCCUGUCAAAUAAUCUGAUCAAAAGCUGGGACGAACUGGAUAAAUUAGCGAGUCUACCCAAGCUUCGAGACGUGCUUUUCACAGGAAAUCCCAUAUACGAAAAUUUGAGCAAGGAAGACGCUCGCCUUAAUGUAUUAAAGCGGAUUCCUCAAGUAGCUAAAAUUGACGGUGACAUGGUGAAACAAACGGAGCGUGACGCUGCGUUAGGGCAGUAG
Messenger RNA from Plasmopara halstedii, 567 nucleotides. Its product is annotated as dynein light chain 1. The coding region runs from base 1 to 567 and encodes 188 amino acids. Gene Ontology annotation, cellular component: cytoplasm. Gene Ontology annotation, molecular function: protein kinase binding. Lineage: Eukaryota; Oomycota; Peronosporomycetes; Peronosporales; Peronosporaceae. The transcript is spliced from 4 exons. The record is from RefSeq and is a predicted model, not a curated record.